AGGAUGGAGGCGGACAACUAUUUGACAGUUUGUUAGAUAGCUAACCAGCCCCGAAGUGAAGGGUUUCUGUGGAUAGAUUGGAUUUAUAGCCGUGCAAGUUUGGUCAUCACAUUGACUCUAAUCGCACAAUGUCAUCGUUUGACGAAAACAACAAAGAAAGGCUGCGCUCUGUGUCUGUGGACUUAAACAAUGAUGCAUCUCUUCUCAUCGACAUCCCCGACGCGCUCUGUGAACGGGACAAAGUCAAGUUCACGGUCCACACAAAGACCACACUAAGCUCAUUCCAGAAGCCAGAUUUCUCUGUUCCCAGGCAGCAUGAAGACUUUAUCUGGUUGCACGACACUUUGGUUGAAACUGAAGACUAUGCUGGUCUAAUAAUACCUCCAGCCCCCCCAAAGCCUGACUUUGAGAGCCCCAGGGAGAAGAUGCACAAACUUGGGGAGGGGGAAGCCACCAUGACAAAAGAGGAGUACACUAAAAUGAAGCAGGAGCUGGAGGCCGAAUACCUGGCUGUCUUCAAGAAAACCGUCCAAGUGCACGAAGUCUUCCUGCAAAGAUUGUCCUCUCAUCCCGUUCUAAGCAAAGACAGAAACUUUCAGAUUUUUCUGGAGUAUGACCAGGAUCUGAGUGUCAGGAGAAAGAAUGCCAAGGAAAUGUUCGGAGGGUUCUUUAAAAACAUGGUGAAGUCUGCAGACGAGGUCCUCAUCGCCGGCGUGAAGGAAGUGGACGACUUUUUUGAGCAGGAGAAGACGUUUUUGCUCGACUACUUCAGCAAGAUCAAAGAAGCCACUGCCAAAGCGGAGAAAAUGACACGCUCACACAAAAAUAUUGCAGAUGAUUACAUUCGUCUUUCUGCCACUUUAAACAGUCUGUCUGCUGAAGAGAGCACAGCAAACACCAAGACCUUGGACCACAUCUCGGAUCUGUUUGAGAAGCUCAGAAAAGUGGAAGGAAGAGUUGCAUCUGAUGAGGAGCUGAAACUCACAGAGCUGCUGAGAUAUUACAUGAGGGACAUCCAAGCUGCAAAGGACCUUCUGUACCGGAGAGCCCGAGCUUUGGCCGACUACGAGAACUCCAACAAGGCUCUGGACAAAGCUCGGCUCAAAGGCAAGGACGUUUCUCAGGCAGAGGAGCACCAGAAGCGCUGCCUGCAGAAAUUUGACACUCUCUCCGAGUCGGGAAAGAAAGAACUGACUAACUUCAAGGCCAGGCGUGUUGUGGCCUUCAGGAAGAACCUGGUAGAAAUGGCUGAGCUUGAAGUAAAACACGCCAAGAACAACAUGACUCUAUUGCAAGGAUGCAUCGAGCUGCUCAGCGGUAACUGACGGCCGCGUCGGCGUUCAUGUCCCCCCUUCACCGAGCGGCUGGUCGUCCUCAGCGCCGUUCACGGACUCGGUUUGAAGGCCCGUCUCUCUCCACACCCGGGUCCGAUGCCACUUUCUAAGCAGAACGUCUGUAUGUUUACAGUCCUCCGCCUCUGCUUCACCCGUGGAGCACCGUCUGACCGAGACGGUCAGAAUUCAUAUCUGUGUUUUCACGACACUUCAUUGUAUUUCCUGCCUUUUGAUGAUGUUUUUGUCCUUAAAAAGAGCAGCUGGACACACUUUUUCCCCUUCAUUUAUGUCUUUUGGUGUAAACAUUUUUCCACUUAAGCAGCACCAGUUCCUGGGAGGUUUUUCCUGGACUCUCAGGCCUCUUGACAGUAGUGUACAAACACACCCAGAAAGUUUUGAUUUUUCUUUUUUACAAAAACAAAUUUGUUGUGAUUGAAGAAAGCAGGAAUUGGACUGUCGGAUCCGUCGCCUUACUUUCACGUCUUUGUGAUGGAGGAACUGAGUCAAAUCCAGGCUAAAAAUCCUCAUGAAGCAACAGUCUGCAUGUGGACUAAAGGUCCAUAUUUGCACCACGUGUUGAAUGUCCUCAGCAUCUCAUCCAUCCCAUCCAGCUCAGUCCUUUAAGUGCUUUCCUUUCCAGCUCCUGUUUCAUUUUCGGUAUCGUUCAUUAAGCUUAAUAUAUUUCAACUAAGAUUCAAAGUAAAAAAAAAAAAAAAAAGAUGCACUAAUGAUAUUGUAAGAAAAUACGUUUUACAAUCAAACAAAGCUCAGUGGGUUGUUGAAAUGCAUUAUAGUUUUGUAUGAAAUUGAAUGUAUUUCUAAAAGAUUCCAACUAUGCGACUUUCUUUUCAAAGUACUUUUCUAGUGAAACAUUUGUAAAUUUGUGAUAAAACAAUUAUACUUUCCCAAAUCCCA
Molecule: messenger RNA, 2249 nt
Organism: Oryzias latipes (Japanese medaka)
Lineage: Eukaryota; Metazoa; Chordata; Actinopteri; Beloniformes; Adrianichthyidae
Gene: snx5
Product: sorting nexin 5
Biological process (GO): retrograde transport, endosome to Golgi; pinocytosis
Cellular component (GO): endosome
Molecular function (GO): phosphatidylinositol binding; dynactin binding
Source: RefSeq, a predicted model, not a curated record